Molecule: messenger RNA, 1884 nt
Organism: Arthroderma uncinatum
Lineage: Eukaryota; Fungi; Ascomycota; Eurotiomycetes; Onygenales; Arthrodermataceae
Product: exocyst complex protein exo70
Exons: 3
Coding region: 1-1884 (627 amino acids)
Biological process (GO): exocytosis
Cellular component (GO): exocyst
Molecular function (GO): phosphatidylinositol-4,5-bisphosphate binding
Source: RefSeq, a predicted model, not a curated record
AUGGGCGCUCCACGAAACGCCGUUUAUGCGGAGGAGAGUGCGGAGGUAGAAGUGCUCUACGCGGACCUCGACAAGCUCAACACCCUAACCAAACGGAUCCAAGGCUCUCUCUCACGGCUCGAGGCCAGCGGGAAGGUGGUCAAAAAUGCGAUCGGUCCUAUCUACGGCAAUACCCAAGCCCUACAGUCCACCACCACGAACAUAGACAGAGUGAAUGAUGCCAUCGAGCGGAUGCGCCGUCCACUGGAUGUAAAGGGACAAGAAGAAAGCAUUAUACGAGCCGGGCCGCAAAACGCUGGGCUACCACAAUUCCUCGGUGCGUUGAAACGCAUCGACCUUGCGCUAACGGACUUGAAUGCCACGAAACUUCGGUCGAAUCAAAAGGCUGUCUCCGAGUUCAGCUCACUACUUAAUUCGGGGAGUAACAAACUGCAGGACCUAUUCAGGUCCACCUUGAGGGAGGAGGCCAGUACGAUCGAACCGCUUCACUACCUUACAAAACAACUUUCUUUCCCUUUACUGUCGCAAGAUGCUUUCUCCGAACUUGCUCCAGCUGCAGGCGCAAUCACAGCUGCCUCUAAGCAUACCCCCCAACAAGGCCACAUAGAAAACCCAGCAAUCUCGAUAUACGCUGAAAUUCGUGGCCCAUAUCUAACGAGCAGCUUGCAAAACCUGGCUACUGCAUCCAUCAGCACCGCCAAACGCAGAGCAGCCGAUGGACCUUACAAGCAAGGCACCAACGGAAUCGGUGUAUACUCUAGUGUCAUAGAAGGGAUGUUUCUUGCAGAGUAUGAGAACAUCGUAAAGGUCUUCCCGGCAGACCAGCAAGGAAAGGCCCUCCAGGCUACAUGUCGGCCCGCUCUAGCCGAGUUCUCCAAGACCAUGCGCGAGCUAAACAUGUAUAUCAAGUCAAACUUGAUCACCGACUGCUUUCUUGCCUUUGAGGUCAUCGAUAUUGUCACAUCGCUAUCGUAUCGUCUGGAUACGAAAACGGGGGAAUUAAAGAAUCUAUUCUUCGAAGCCCUACGGCCCAUCCGUGAAACUGCCAAAUCAUCCCUAACGGAGCUGUUGGAGGAAACUAGACGCAAAGCAGCAUCGAUCACCACCCUACCCCAAGAUGGCUCUCCGGUCCCACUUGUAAACGAGGUGAUGAGCUCCCUAUCCACGCUGACCGCAUACUCGAAACCUCUUGCCUCUAUCCUUACAUCCCUAGGAGAUGGUAACUGGAAACCUUCUGCGGCGCCAAACACCACCCCUCUUGACGUGGGACCAGACAGCUCCACGCUUCUCUCCCAUUUCAUUCUCGACAUGAUCGAAGCGCUCCUGUCUUCCCUCGAAGCCCGCGCCCGAGCGGUCCACAAAAGCAAGUCAACCCUGGGCGCGUUCAUUGCAAACAACGUCUAUAUCGUUGACAGGGUCAUCCGCAGCACCCCUGAGUUAUCGAGCUGCCUCUCCGCCCCAGAAAAUGCCAGUCGGCUCGAGGUAUGGCGCAAAAAGGGCGUGUCGAUAUACCUCGAUGCCUGGCGUGAUCCAUCCUCACAUCUUCUCGAUGUGCAAUAUACGAGCAGAGGAGGUGCUCGGCCUACGUCUGGCGGACCAGUCGAUUCUAGCGCCAUAGUUAAAUCACUCUCUUCCAAAGACAGGGACGUGAUCAAAGAUAAAUUCAAGGCGUUUAAUUCCUCGUUUGAUGAGCUGAUCGCAAAGCAUAAGUCGCUUAAUAUGGAGAAGCCGGUCCGCACCUCGCUUUCCCGUGAGGUACAGGCCGUUAUCGAACCUUUGUAUGCGAGGUUCUGGGAUAGAUACCAUGAAAUCGACAAGGGACGAGGGAAAUACGCAAAGUAUGAUAAGGGAAGCUUAUCUGCUCAGCUCUCUGCCUUGGGCUAG